Choloepus didactylus (southern two-toed sloth) is the source of this 1566-nucleotide messenger RNA. RefSeq names its product VHL binding protein 1 (gene VBP1). The record is from RefSeq and is a predicted model, not a curated record. Gene Ontology annotation, cellular component: prefoldin complex; cytoplasm. Gene Ontology annotation, biological process: protein folding; microtubule-based process; tubulin complex assembly. Gene Ontology annotation, molecular function: tubulin binding. NCBI's taxonomy places the organism in Eukaryota, Metazoa, Chordata, Mammalia, Pilosa, Megalonychidae. The coding region runs from base 34 to 627 and encodes 197 amino acids. The transcript is spliced from 6 exons.
GGAGUUUGUUCGCUGAGAGCUCACUCCCCCAAGAUGGCGGCCGCUAAGGACGCUUGUGGAUUUGGAGAAAUGGCUGCAGGGAACGGGCGGCGACUCCACCUGGGGAUUCCCGAAGCCGUGUUUGUGGAAGAUGUAGAUUCUUUCAUGAAACAACCUGGGAAUGAGACUGCAGAUACAGUACUAAAGAAGCUGGAUGAACAGUACCAGAAGUACAAGUUUAUGGAACUCAACCUUGCUCAAAAGAAAAGGAGGCUAAAAGGUCAGAUUCCUGAAAUUAAGCAGACUCUAGAAAUUCUGAAAUACAUGCAGAAGAAAAAAGAAUCCACCAAUUCAUUGGAGACCAGAUUCUUACUGGCAGAUAACCUAUACUGCAAAGCUUCAGUUCCUCCUACUGAUAAAGUGUGUCUGUGGUUGGGGGCUAAUGUAAUGCUUGAAUAUGAUAUUGAUGAAGCACAGGCAUUGUUGGAAAAGAAUUUAUCAACUGCCACAAAGAAUCUUGAUUCUCUUGAGGAAGACCUUGACUUUCUUCGAGAUCAGUUUACUACCACCGAAGUCAAUAUGGCCAGGGUUUAUAAUUGGGAUGUUAAAAGAAGAAACAAAGAUGAUUCUGCCAAGAACAAAGCAUAAUGUUGGCAAUCAAAAAUGUUCAGUUUUCCAAACAUGUUAUUUUAAAUACCCCCAAAUUUAUCCUUAAAGAUUGACAUAACUGAUUUUUUAACAGCAAGAAUACCAUUUUAUUUAUUUAUAAAAACAAAACUAGUUAAAAAUAUUUUAUGAAAUAAGCAGGUUUAAGUUUGUUUGUUUCUUUUCACAUUUCCCAACAAAUUAAAUGCUGCUUUCAUCAUUUUUUUUUGGUUGUAAGAAAACUCUUAGCUGAAAUGGCUAAAAACUGUGAGGUCUGCUAUGGUAGCUGAAUGCUGGACGCUUUAGCACAGUUUGCUUUUUCUUUAUUGGCUGAUGUUGCUCUCAUUUGAUGUGGGUAAGUCAAUUUAGAGGUAGGAAAGAGACACUUUGAAUUGUUGCAUUCUCUUUAGUGCAUGUGGGGUUUUAUGGUCCUCUGUUGCAGUGAAUUAGCUUUUCAGAAAUGGGGUUUCAUGAAUUACUGGUUAACCACUAACCAUCUAUUGUAAUAUUCUGGACUUCUCAGGAAAUGGUGAUUUGCAAAAACAGUAAGAGGGCUGUUGAGGCUAUACUUUUUCUUAUCCCAAAUAGGUGCAGUGUCUAUGCAAAGCCAAUAUAAGGGAGAUCUCUGGCCAGUAUGAACUCACUCAAAAGUCUUGACUAAGGCAGUUUUCUAUUUCUUAACAGUUCUUCAAAGCAGCUUAAUAGGAAUAUUAAGAUACAUGUAAAUCUGCAGUGGAAAAAUUUGUGAGCUUUUUUAUUCAUGAUAAAACCUCAUAAGGCUAGUAAGAUAUUCCUGUGAAAAACCAUUGGUAGUGGCUAAGACUGGUUGAUACAGAUUCUGGUAAACCACAAAUGUAUUUCAUCUCCAGGUAGUGAAAAGUAUACCUGUACAAUGUUUUGUACUUGUAUUUCAUGAUAUUAAAACAAUGAGGUUAAAACUGU